Messenger RNA from Jatropha curcas, 1315 nucleotides. RefSeq lists its product as uncharacterized. NCBI's taxonomy places the organism in Eukaryota, Viridiplantae, Streptophyta, Magnoliopsida, Malpighiales, Euphorbiaceae. Gene Ontology annotation, molecular function: isomerase activity. The record is from RefSeq and is a predicted model, not a curated record. Gene Ontology annotation, cellular component: cytoplasm. Gene Ontology annotation, biological process: biosynthetic process.
AAAUCAUCCGCCCCCUAGCGGUCGUUGGCGUGAACAACUUGUAAAAUACUUUGUGGUAAAAUAAGCAUAUUCGCUGUUCUUCCUCUCUCAGUAUCCUUUCUUUCUCUGUCAAUAUCAAUAUAGCCACUGUUUUCUUAAUAAUAAAAUAAAAUAAACGCCCGUUAGCUGCCGUUGACUCUUCUAAUGUCUUUACUAUGCAAUGAUAAAAACUCGGCUAGUAUUGUUAGAUAAACUCUGCUUGAUGGCAAUUUUAUUUCUGUAGAGUAUCGAAUAUGGGGAAACAACUUGUUAAAUAUUUUGUGGUAGAUGCGUUCACCGACUCAGCGUUCAAGGGGAACCCAGCGGGGGUGUGUUUGUUAGAAGAAGAGAAAGAUGAGAAAUGGUUGCAAGCUGUCGCUACUGAGUUCAAUUUCCCCGGAAGCUGCCAUUUGACUCGCAUUAAUGACUCAGGUUUUUUUUCUUCAAAUCCCAGAUUCCACCUUAGGUGGUUUACUCCUGUUGCUGAGAUUAAGCUUUGUGCUCAUGCAACACUAGCAGCUUCACACACUCUCUUCUCUAAUAAUUUGGUAAAUUCUAACAUAAUUGAGUUUGCUACACUAUCUGGGAUUUUGACUGCUAAGAAAAUUCCUGAAACCAGCAAUGACAAAUCAAAAGAGGGAUUUCUAAUUGAAUUAGACUUCCCAGUAGUCCCCACUAUCGAAUUCAACUCUGUUGAUCUUGCUCCAAUUUCUAAAGCUCUGAAUGGUGCUUCUAUCAUUGAUAUCAAAAGGACUGCUGUCUCAGAUGACCUCUUUAUUGUGGUGCCAUCUGCUAAAGUUGUUACAGAAUUAGAGCCUCAGUUUGAUGAGGUACUAAAACUUCCUGGAAGAGGCUUGAUUGUUACUGGGGUUGCUCCAUCAGAUUCUGGCUUUGAUUUUUAUAGUCGAUUCUUUUGCCCUAAAAUGGGGGUCAAUGAGGAUCCUGUUUGUGGAAGUGCGCAUUGUUCUAUAGCCCCCUAUUGGAGUAAAAAGCUGGGGAAGUGCGAUUUUAUGGCAUAUCAGGCGUCAGCAAGAGGUGGAAUAUUGGACAUUCAUUUUGAUGAGCAGAAGCAACGAGUGCUGCUGCGAGGAAAAGCUGUUUCUGUGAUGGAAGGCUGUCUUUUCGUUUAGAUUUUUGGAAUUAUUCCUACCGUGCAUGUAUAAUAAUUUGGAGUGAUGGAAUCAUUGAAUUGAAGAUUUCCUUUCAAUCCCAAUUGAAAAUUCUGUAUCUGUGAACUGGUUUGAUGCGUGUCAAUGAACACCUUCUCUUAUGUAUCCAUUUCAGAUUAUUUUUUCCA